CCUCCAAAUUAAUAAUUUAUUUAUUCCAGAACAAAACGAAAAUAAAAAGAUUGAGAUGUUCACGGUUUCUUUUCUGUUAUUUCGGAUUUGCCCCCACGUCAGGCGCUUUAAAUACCCGGUUUCUGUACCCAUUUAGAUCCCGUGCUUUCUAUCGAAAUUCCCAUUCUGUCCCCCUCGUCGUCUUUCAGCUGGGAGUUGUAGACCCUACGGGAAGAGCAAAACAAUGGCUCUCAAAGCCGUCCAUGUCUCUGACGUUCCCAAUCUCGAUCAAGUCCAAGAGAAUGCCGCAUUAGCCUUAUUCCGUUCGUCCUGUCUCUCUGUAGGAGUGAACGGUGAAGGUGAAGAAAUAAAAAAAGGGUACAAUUUGGGGAAAUUCGUGGUGAUGGGACACAGAGGGAGCGGGAUGAACAUGUUGCAGUCAUCAGAUGGAAGAAUGAAAUCAAUCAAGGAGAAUUCAAUUCUUUCAUUCAAUACGGCUGCUCAAUUCCCUAUCGAUUUCAUCGAGUUCGAUGUUCAGGUGACCAAAGAUGACUGUCCAGUCAUUUUCCAUGAUAUCUUCAUCCUUACCGAGGAUAAGGGUGCCAUUGUUGAGAAAAGAACCACUGGGAUUACUCUUGAUGAGUUUCUUUCGUAUGGACCCCAGAAAGAGCCCGGAAAGGUGGGGAAGCCUCUGUUUAGAAAAACAAAAGAUGGGAAACUUUUUGAGUGGAAGGUUCAAAAUGAUGACUACUUAUGCACAUUGGAAGAGGUGUUCCAGAAAGUUGAAUACCCCAUGGGAUUUAAUAUAGAAUUGAAGUUUGAUGAUCAGGUAGUCUACAAGGAGGAAGAACUCACUCGUAUUCUUCAAGCAAUCUUGAAGGUGGUAAAUGAGUAUGCGAAGGACAGACCCAUAAUCUUUUCAAGCUUUCAACCUGAUGCUGCAUUAUCGAUUAGAAAACUUCAGAACACCUACCCUGUGUUCUUCCUUACUAAUGGAGGGUCAGAAAUAUAUACAGACAGUAGAAGGAAUUCAUUGGAUGAAGCUAUUAAAUUGUGCUGUUUAGGUGGUUUGCAAGGAAUUGUCUCAGAAGUCAAAGCCAUAUUAAGAAAUCCAGGAGCAGUCACUAGAAUUAAAGAGUCCAAACUGGCCCUCAUAACCUAUGGCCAAUUAAAUAACGUGCCAGAGGUUGUAUACAUGCAACAUCUAAUGGGUGUCGAAGGAGUCAUCGUUGACCUAGUUAAAGAGAUCACAGAAGCGGUUUCUGAUUACAUCACUACUCCAGCCAAGGACGUCGGAGAAAACAACUUGUUUGAAGAAGAAGAAAAGGACAUGCAAGUUAAGACGAGGCCUCAGUUUUCGCAGCUUGAGCUUUCUUUUCUUCUGAAGCUAAUACCUGAAUUAAUUCGGAAUUAAAGAUGAUCAUCUACAUUAUCAGUACAACAAUCAGUAGCGUAACCCUGAAUAGCAGACCAUAUUUUGUUGUCUUUGUUCAAUUCCAAAAGUGAAAUAUCUCGUGUAUGAAGUAGCAAACCCUUCCUCUAUUGCUGACCUCUCCGCUCUUUCACUGACAAAUGUAGUUCAGUGAUGUAGUUUGUGUC
Molecule: messenger RNA, 1578 nt
Organism: Ziziphus jujuba (common jujube)
Lineage: Eukaryota; Viridiplantae; Streptophyta; Magnoliopsida; Rosales; Rhamnaceae
Product: glycerophosphodiester phosphodiesterase GDPD1, chloroplastic
Exons: 8
Coding region: 224-1393 (389 amino acids)
Biological process (GO): glycerophospholipid catabolic process
Molecular function (GO): phosphoric diester hydrolase activity
Source: RefSeq, a predicted model, not a curated record